Molecule: messenger RNA, 561 nt
Organism: Blepharisma stoltei
Lineage: Eukaryota; Ciliophora; Heterotrichea; Heterotrichida; Blepharismidae
Source: the annotation of a GenBank genome assembly
AUGUACGGGGCCAAUAUGAAUAUUAAUAGGCGGGUUCCCAUUGACCACUUGCCAAAUCACGACUUGCAAAAGAAAGGAGCUGAAAGAGCGCAUAGAAAUGCAAAGAGUCAAAGAGAUUAUAUAAGAAUUCUCAGAAGAAAUGAAGCUGAAUACCAAGUCAAGCAGCUGGCUGCAGGAAUAGAAAGACCAGAGCCUGAGUGGGAAGCAGAAAUGAGGCAAAAUCCUGAAGAAGAGCUUUAUUAUAAUGGAGAAGACCCAGAGAGCGUAUAUGAAAAUGUUAUGAUGCAAUGCCCUACAUUGAUUUGUACUGGAAAGAUAAUGCAUCAUAUCAUUGAAAACGGACUUCACCAAUAUUAUUGCACGGAAACAAACUGCCAGGUAAAUUUAGUCACAAAUAUUUAUUACCAAACAGAAGACUUCUGCUCAAGCAUUGGAGAAUCUGUAAGGCAGCACUAUUCUACUGGAUGCAAGUUUAUGCCGCAAAUUUCCUUUGCAAAUCAGGAAAUGAUAAGAGGAGUCCUUGUAGGUUGCAGCUGCGGCUACUGGAAAUUCGCAAUAUAA